CUCCGCCGCCACGUGAUGCGAACCUUUCUUCCCCACUGGCUGGCGAGCGGCGCGAGGGUCACGUGGCCGGAAAGGAAAACCCGGAAGCGGCCUAGAGGCCGGAUCUCGGUUUCCUUGGCUACGACGGAGAAGGGCGGGAGGGGGAGGAAAAAAGGGCUGGUCCCUUCUUAUGUCGCGGCGGCGGUAGCGGCGGCAGCAGUAGCACCACCGCUGAAGGGAUGGCACAAAGCCGGGCCUAGCGAGGCAGCUGCCGCCAUGAGCGGAUUAGCGGUUGGCGGCGAGGGAAGGAGCGACGGCGGAGGAGGCGGCGGCGACUCCUCUGCAGGCCGCUGGGCUGGCUGGAAACUGCUGGCCUUGGGCCUCCUCUCCGCGUCCUCGGUGCUGGCGGCAGCCCCGGCCGUGCAGGCCAUGGGCAGGGAGGAGAAGCGGCGCCUCGGGAAUCAAGUAGUGGAAAUGUUUGAUCAUGCCUAUAGUAAUUACAUGGAACAUGCCUACCCAGCCGACGAGCUCAUGCCUUUAACUUGCCGUGGAAGAGUUCGUGGUCAAGAACCAAGUCGUGGAGAUGUGGAUGAUGCCUUGGGAAAGUUUUCACUGACACUAAUUGAUACUUUGGACACGCUUGUGGUGUUAAAUAAAACCAAAGAGUUUGAAGAGGCUGUCAAAAAAGUGAUCAGAGAUGUUAAUUUAGACAACGACAUUGUAGUAUCAGUGUUUGAAACAAACAUAAGAGUCCUUGGAGGUCUUCUAGGUGGGCACUCAGUAGCAAUCAUGCUGAAAGAGAAGGGCGAAGACAUGCAAUGGUACAACGGAGAACUUCUGCAUAUGGCAAAACAGCUGGGCUACAAGCUUUUGCCAGCUUUUAACACCACCAGCGGUCUCCCAUAUCCACGAGUUAACUUAAAAUUUGGUGUAAGGAGUCCAGAAGCUCGAACAGGAACAGAGACUGACACUUGUACAGCUUGUGCAGGUACCUUGAUCUUGGAGUUUGCUGCUCUGAGCCGCUUCACAGGAGCAUCAAUAUUUGAGGAAUAUGCACGGAAAGCACUUGAUUUUCUUUGGGAGAAAAGGCAACGCAGCAGCAACUUGGUGGGAGUCACUAUAAAUAUUCAUACGGGUGACUGGGUCCGCAAAGAUAGUGGUGUUGGAGCAGGUAUAGAUUCAUAUUACGAAUAUUUAUUAAAGGCUUACGUCUUGCUUGGAGAUGACAGUUUUCUGGAAAGAUUUAACACGCAUUAUGAUGCCAUAAUGAGAUACAUUAGCCAGCCACCUCUCCUGCUUGACGUGCACAUACACAAACCAAUGCUUAAUGCUCGGACCUGGAUGGACUCCCUACUAGCGUUUUUCCCUGGCUUGCAGGUCUUGAAAGGUGAUAUCAGACCAGCUAUAGAAACUCACGAGAUGCUGUAUCAGGUGAUAAAAAAGCAUAACUUUCUUCCAGAGGCUUUCACAACAGACUUCCGGGUUCAUUGGGCUCAACAUCCUUUAAGGCCAGAAUUUGCAGAGAGUACAUAUUUCUUGUAUAAAGCUACUGGAGAUCCUUACUACCUAGAAGUAGGAAAAACACUAAUUGAAAACUUAAAUAAAUACGCUCGUGUACCUUGUGGAUUUGCUGCUAUGAAGGAUGUUCGUACUGGAAGCCAUGAAGACAGGAUGGAUUCUUUCUUCCUAGCUGAAAUGUUUAAAUAUUUGUACCUGCUCUUUGCUGAUAAGGAAGACCUGACUUUCGACAUAGAAGACUAUAUCUUUACCACAGAAGCUCAUUUGCUACCUCUCUGGCUAUCUACUGCAAAUCAAACGGCCCCUAGGAAAAACAUUACUACAGAAUACACAGAGUUGGAUGAUAGCAACUUUGACUGGACAUGCCCCAAUACUCAGAUCCUCUUUCCAAACGACCCAAUGUAUGCUCAGAGCAUCAGGGAACCUCUGAAAAAUGUGGUGGACAAGAGUUGUCCUAGGGGUGUUUCCAGAGCGGAAGAGAGUUUGGGCACCGGACCAAAGCCCCCGCUAAGAGCCAGGGAUUUCAUGGCCAGUAAUCCUGAGCAUUUAGAGAUCCUAAAGAAGAUGGGAGUCAGCUUGAUUCACCUCAAAGAUGGAAGAGUCCAGCUGGUGCAACAUGCUAUUCAAGCAGCGAGUUCACUCGAUGCGGAGGAUGGUCUACGGUUCAUGCAAGAAAUGAUUGAGCUAUCCAGUCAACAACAAAAAGAGCAGCAGCUACCUCCUCGUGCCAUUCAAAUUGUUUCCCACCCAUUCUUUGGCAGAGUGGUUUUGACAGCUGGGCCUGCGCAGUUUGGAAUGGAUCUCUCCAAACACAAAUCAGGGGCAAGAGGAUUUGUUGCAGUCAGUAAACCAUAUAAUGGAUGCUCUGAGAUCACCAACCCUGAAGCGCUGAAGGAUAAAAUUGCUUUGAUGCAAAGAGGGCAGUGCAUGUUUGCUGAAAAGGCACGGAAUAUCCAAAAAGCUGGGGCUAUAGGUGGCAUUGUUAUUGAUGACAAUGAAGGAAGCAGCAGCGACACAGCCCCUCUCUUCCAGAUGGCAGGUGAUGGCAAGAAUACAGAUGACAUCACUGUGCCAAUGCUGUUUCUGUUCAACAAGGAAGGCAGUAUUAUCCUUGAUGCCAUCCAGGAGUAUGAAGCUGUAGAAGUGCUGCUUUCUGACAAAGCAAAAGACAGAGCAACUAUAUUUAAAGAUAAAAUGAUUCCAAACUACAUUAUUGAUAGCAAUUUGGAAAUGGAAAGCAUGGAUCAGAAGUCAUCUGAUAAUGAGUCUCAUAACCAGAGGCCAGAAGAGAUUUCAGCAGAUUUGAACUUGGUCAGUCAAGACCCAGAAGGAGAAGGUGGGUUGGAGUCGCCUGCAGAGUUGGGCAGCAAUAGUGUUUCUCUUAAGGACCAGGAAUCUUGUAUCCCUAAACUCCAGGAAACUAAUAAACUCCAGGAAACUAGUAGUCAAGCAUCAGACUUGCAAAGUCACCCUGAGGAACAAUCAGAGAUUGAAACUGACUCCAAUCCCACUGAUAGCUGGGAUAAUAAUAAUAAAGGACAGUCUAUGGAAUCAAUAUUAGCUGAUUGGAAUGAAGACAUAGAAGCUUUUGAAAUGAUGGAAAAGGACGAACUAUAACUUCUAAUAAAGUGCUUGUGGGACUACAAAGAGGAGGAUAGUAAAGACCCUAGCAUCUGAAAAUAAUAAAAAAAGAAUUGUUCAGUAUUGUGAUGAGCAGCCAGGUUCCAUUGGCAAAAGCCAGCAUGUGUUAAAAUUUGUAUUGUUUUUGUUUUCCCUGUUUUAUGGAAAAUGGGAAUGUGCAAUUGACCCAUUUGCAGGGUUCCUUUGCAUGGUGCUGUAGCACAGGAGGUUCGUUCAGGGAAUGAUUUGGUUUCCUCCUGCGUUCCACAUUGCUGUUAAGUUAGCUUUGUCUAAGCCUUAGGAAGCAGAGAAUGAAUGAAACCGAGAUUUAAAUGCACCACCGAGUCUGGAUGGCUAGUUGGGGCACGGCAUCUUGGCACAUGAAGGCUAUAGGCUGGCUGUUGGCAAUGAUGCUUUUUCAAGGGUCUAUACCGUAUCUCAGAAGCCUUUUAUGGAGACAUGGCAGAAGGUACUUCAGGCUGUGGUGGCCUUUAUAGUGAGGGCAGACCAACAGGCAGCUCUGACUUGUCCUGUGCCACUUAAUAUAUAGCGAGUGUGCUGUACUUCCUUUAUCACUUCUUCCAUUUAUUAUUUUGAAGAAUGACCAAGAUAACUUGGAUUUUAUUUUUUUAAGUUCCUAGUUCAAGUCAAGAUUGCCUUUGAUUUAUAGACUAUGUGCUCGAUUAGCAAAAAAAUAAAAUAAAACCAGUUAAUUCUGAAACUUGAAUCUGAGUAAUGGGGCAUAGCCUCUUCUCUGCACUCCCAUUACUUUGAUUUUGAACCUUGCACAGUAAAUCGUAAGCUAAAAUAAGCCAAAUUUGCUUCCUUGCCGAUUUUCUGGGAAAGGUACCAAAUCAGAUAGUGCUGGGAUAGAAUUUCUUUCUUUCUUUCUUUCUUUCUUUCUUUCUUUCUUUCUUUCUUUCUUUUUUUUUUUGCAACUUUAAAUCAGCCUUACAUCAGUAACAUCUCUCUAUUCCUGUAUACAGCUUAAAUUUCUGUACACAAAAAGGCCAGUAUGUCCAUAGGAUAGUAUGACGUCAAUGAAAGACUGGUAUCAUGUGUAGAUUUUUUUUAAAAAAACAACAACGUAGAAAUCCCAGUGUGUUUGACAGCAAUCAUGUUUCACAAAUGUCUUAAAGUGAGAUUCUUCUUUUUUUUACAAACCCACAUGUAGCUAAAAGACAAAGAAAAAUAAUACAGUUGCAUCUACGCAAGACUGCCAGACGUUGCUUAUUUAUAUCCAGUCUUGAUUACUUUUGUUUUUAUUCUCGGGUUUUGGGGGCUGUAGAAAACCGAUUGGACACGGCACAGUAUGUGCUGUGCCCUGUUCUGCCACUUUAUGUAUAAAUGUGUUUUGUUUUGUUUUUAAUUGAGAACUAGCAGAAUCCCUGUUAAGAGUGCUGGGCUGUAUGCGGGGAGAGGAGGGCUUGUACCCCAGUGCUCUCACUGGAGGCGAAAUUCAUUCGGUGCUGGGCGUUUUUGGAGUGCACAAACUGUUUCGUAAGGCAGCACUUUAUAUUCCCCAUAGGAAUGAAUAUCAACCGUUGACUUAAACAUACAUAUAGGGAGAAAGUAAAGCUGUAUUUGUUGGGAUCCUGCUGGUAUACCUUUCUCCGUCCUGUCCCAGAUUGUGUCAUGUCGUGUGCAACACAAAUCCUUAGAGACUGGCUAUAUAAGUUAGGUUCGUUUCCAUUCUGAACCCGAGGAUAGUUCCUAGCACAAAAAGGUGCAAAGGCAUCUUUCUAAAAAAAACAUAUCAGCCAGGUGGAAAUACCUUAUUCUGCAGAAUAUGGAUGAAACAGUGGGGCAAAACCUUAGUGGACAAAUGAAUAAAGUGUCCUUCAACUUUUUUCAAUUCUUUUUCCCAUUUGCACAUGUAAGUGUUAGAUGUGGGGCCUUCAGCAUUUUUGUGGAAUUAUGUUUAAACUGGAGGCUUUAUUUUUUUAAUUAUUAUUAUUUUUUUGUACAUGGACUGUUCCUUCAGGGAAUUUGAAUAGAGGCUUCUCUAAAGUGUCCUUUAGUAACUUAGAGGAGAGCGUGUGCGUUUGGGGCCAAAUGCACUUAAUUUUAAGUUAGAACUGUAAAAAGCAAGUGGGGUGUUCUGCAUGUCUGAGUAAUAGUGCCACUCGUAAAAACCUCUCAAUAUUAACUCUGUCCUAGGCUAUAACUUACCCCAUCAAACUGCUAUUUUCAUUAGGUCUUCAAUAGUAACGGCUCAUUUGGUGUUUUCUGGUGAACUGGUGUUUCUGGUGAACUGAUUCCUUAGUCAUUAUAUCUUCACCAAGUGUGUUAGACAAAACAGCAGCUGCUAAAUUUCAUUUCUUCCUACAGAUAAUUUAUUAAGAGUGUGAGCUACCUGCUACUUAUUUGUACAUAGUCCAUAAUGUGGAUUUUAAGUUGAUGUAUUGACAUCGAAGUAUCUGCAAACGUUUUGAGUUUUCCUCAUUAAUUCAGGGAUUAUUGAAAGAUUCCCUUGCCAUUAGAGAGGAGCAUCUGAAUGGUGGUAGAGUCUACCUCAGAUAUAGGUUGCCCUUUAUUUUUAAAAUUUUGUUCUUCAUCAUAGCCAUAAGCCUGUUGGACAAUAGCAAAAAUGGUUUACAUGUUAGUAGCUAAAUUUGGAGACUGUCUUUUGGAGAGAGCUUACCAAUUAUGAGUUAAUAUCUUCCCAUCACAACAGAAGCCCUUUUUUUGGACAAGCAUUCUUGUAUGUGGUUGAGGCGUUCCUUGAGGAGAAGGUAUCAAAUGAGCUGGCACAAUAACAGGGUUAAUUUCUAAUCAGGAUCUUCCUAAACCUGCUGUCUUACGCUUCUUUCAGCGUAGUUAUUUAUAGCAGGUUCAUAGAGAUCCCAGAGAAGCCGUAUAGUUAGGACAACAGGGGAAACAUUCUAUGAAUGCAUAACCGUACAUCCAGAUUUUAUAAGACUUUUUACCAGCCCAAUUUACAGCCAUAUAUUUUCUUAUGAUGUAAUUUAUGAAAAGGGUAAUAAGGGGUGCUGCAACACGACGGUUGUUGGGUUUUACUGUCUGGUAAUUUUAAGUGUGUACAAUAUUCCUAAGGGCAACUGUGUACUGUGAUGUAGAAGUCUGAGCUCAAAGUGUGUAUAUAUAAUCCUUGUAUAUAAAAUUGUGUACCUAAUUAUAAUUGCUGAUUGUAAAGAUUUAAUAAAAUAUGUAAAUAUU
This is a messenger RNA of Zootoca vivipara (common lizard), 6297 nucleotides long. RefSeq names its product ER degradation enhancing alpha-mannosidase like protein 3 (gene EDEM3). Gene Ontology annotation, biological process: endoplasmic reticulum mannose trimming; mannose trimming involved in glycoprotein ERAD pathway; carbohydrate metabolic process. Gene Ontology annotation, cellular component: membrane; endoplasmic reticulum. Lineage: Eukaryota; Metazoa; Chordata; Lepidosauria; Squamata; Lacertidae. The record is from RefSeq and is a predicted model, not a curated record. Gene Ontology annotation, molecular function: calcium ion binding; mannosyl-oligosaccharide 1,2-alpha-mannosidase activity.